AUGUCUGAGACUGCAGCAGAAAUAUAUCAGCGCUAUAGAGAAGAAAGCGAUACACGAUGGAGGGAAGGUAUACGAGAAGUCGUAGAAGAUUCUGAUGAAGGGGAAGCCGAUAUCAACGUGGAUUAUAUAUCAAGUGAUGAAUCCGCGCAUAUACCCGACCUUGGAGACCGAAUUAGGGUCAAAUCUAGAGAUAUAUGGGAUUUGGAGGAAAUACAGCAAACGCUAAGGUUACUACAGUCAGCUGAUGAAAUAUCAUCACUGAUAGAGACCGCCCAUUGCGAAGAUGUGGUAUCUUAUGCUCUGGAAAUGGAUGAAGCUGGUAUACGUUGUGCUAUGCUCUGGGCUUGUUGGAUGGGAAAAACUUGUUUGCUUUCGAAGCUAUUAAAAAUUGGUGGAGAUCCAAACAGCAAGGAUGACGCUGGCAGGACAUGUUUGCAUUUAAGCUGUUUAGUUGGAAAUGGGGAAAUAGUGAAGCUCUUAUUAGAACACGGAGCUGAUCCAAAUAUGUGGGAUUCUUUAUCUGAUAGAAAAGCCACUCCACUUCAUUGUGCUGCUAGCGCUAAAUCUUUGAAUUGUGUCAAGGCUCUAUUAAAUCAUGGGGCAGACGUUAAUGCCGGUCUAAGCGAGCAUUCUCCUUUACACUACGCUGUUAUGAGCGAUGCACCGGAAGUUGUGAGCGCGCUUUUAGAAGCCGGGGCUUGUCCUGACACUCCGCAGGUUUUUACAGAGACUCCAUUGCAUGUAGCCGCGUCUUUGGGAUCGGCUUCUUGUAUGAAAUUACUUCUGGAUGCUGGUGCCGACGUCCGAGCGGCGUUAGGCCCAGGUCGUGCAACCGCUUUGCACCUCGCUGCGGUAGAUGGUCACGCUGAAUGCGCCAGUCUUUUGCUUGAACAUGGUGCUAGAAUUGACUGCCCGAAUUCCAGAGGACAAACCAGUUUACAUCUAGCUGCCUUAGCACAAUCUGUGGAGGUAGUGGAACUCUUGGUAGCGAAACGUGCUGACGUUCGAGCGAGAGAUAUUGACGGAAGGACGCCGUUGCAUGGCGCUAUUGUGAGAGGAGCUCGAGCGUGUGAUGUAGCGAGAUUACUUCUUUCUGUGGGCGCUGAUCCUAAUGCACCAGAUAACUUUGGUUACACUCCACUGCAUAUCGCCGCUCUUAAUGAGUUCUCAGCAUGUGUUUUAUUACUUUUAGAUUAUGGAGGCGACGUAACUCUACGUACAAAUGGCGGAGUAUCGGCCCUGUCGUUUAUAGUACGACGGGUUCCAGAUGUAGUUCCGCGGUAUUUAUGUAAGUUCGAUGAUGCUGUACACGUGAGUGAACAUGAAAUCGGCGAUGUAGACUGUGAGCUAACUAUCGACUUCAGACCACUAGUACCUUGCCUAUCAAGAGGAGAGGCGGAAUUGCUACUCGCAUUUGUUGAGGUGGGAAGAAAAGACGUAUUAAAGCAUCCGGUAGCGGAAACAUUCCUGUUUUUGAAAUGGCGAAGAAUAAGAAAAUUUUUCGUAUUGAGUUUCGCUUAUCACGCCAUAUUCAUAACUUUGUAUAGCUUGUAUAUACUGCAGAUUUUUCUGUGUGAAGACGUUACUUGUGAUGUUCCAAGUUACCUCCGACCAGUACAGUACGUAAUAGUACUCUUGAAUUUAUGUUUUUUAUCAAAAGAAAUAUUUCAAGCAUGUCUGGAUUACUCUGCGUAUAUACGGCAAUGGGAGAACUGGUUGCAAAUAUUAAUAAUCAUAGGCGUUUUUCUAUGCACAAUUCCAACUUGGUAUAUGCAUAACGGAGCAGCAAUAACCAACACAUCAAACUGGCAGCACGACGUCGCAGCUAUAACAAUUUUUUUUUGUUGGCUCGAAUUAAUGAUGAUAAUCGGACGUUUCCCCACAUUUGGUUUAUAUGUCCAAAUGUUCACAACAGUGACUGUGAACUUUGCUACAUUUCUAAUGGCCUAUAGUUGUCUCCUGAUGGCGUUUGGUCUAGCCUUCAGUGUUUUAUUCAGCAACUACCCAGCGUUUCAUUUACCCGCUGGUUUGGUUAAAACCGUCAUGAUGAUGUCAGGAGAGUUGGAGUAUGAGGACAUUUUCUACAAUAACUGCACGAACUCUCAGAUACAUUAUCCUUUGACCGCUCACGCUAUGUUCCUGAUAUUUGUGCUUCUGGUAACAGUUAUAUUGACGAAUCUUUUGGUGGGUUUGGCUGUUAGCGAUAUACAGGCCCUACAAGAAAGUGCAGGUUUAGACAGACUAGUUAGACAAACUCAACUGGUGGCGCAUCUUGAGAGUAUGCUUUUCAGUUCUUUGUUGACAUGUGCCCCACAACAGUUACUUGCUGUGUUGAGAUGGGGUGCCUUGUUGACAGCCUCACACAUGCGCACUUUGAACAUCAGGCCCAAUGACCCCAGAGAAAAUAGGAUACCGCGGGAGUUAAUAGCAUCGAUUUACAAAAUGGUGGCGAGCCGUAAGGACACAAAAAAGAGCAUACGCAAAAACAAUAACUACGAAUUUCGAUUAAGAAAAGAAACAGAUCAAGAGGACAUUGAACGCCAACAACACGUUAAAAGAAAGAGUUAUUUAUAUGAAAGAUAUUCGUGUGAAAGUCAAAACGUCGAACGUCGUAAGAAGACCACCACAUCUGGGUCGAUUGACAAUAAAAAUAGACCAGUAUCUUUUUCUAUAAAUGCUAUACAAGAAAUAUGUAUGGUGGAUAUCAAGAAUCAACUGGCAGAAUUGACUAAGAAGAUAAACAAGUUAGCUGAAGUAACAGAUUCAAAAUUAAGUUUCAUUGAGAAAAAAUUGGAAGAAACAAGACCGCCUUAA
Danaus chrysippus (African queen) is the source of this 2814-nucleotide messenger RNA. Lineage: Eukaryota; Metazoa; Arthropoda; Insecta; Lepidoptera; Nymphalidae. The record is from the annotation of a GenBank genome assembly.